Bufo bufo (common toad) is the source of this 1827-nucleotide messenger RNA. RefSeq names its product protein phosphatase 2C like domain containing 1 (gene PP2D1). Gene Ontology annotation, biological process: protein dephosphorylation. Bases 1 to 1827 code for a protein of 608 amino acids. Lineage: Eukaryota; Metazoa; Chordata; Amphibia; Anura; Bufonidae. Gene Ontology annotation, molecular function: protein serine/threonine phosphatase activity. The record is from RefSeq and is a predicted model, not a curated record. The transcript is spliced from 3 exons.
AUGCUCAUGCUGAUGCUACAAGGGAAGGUGGAAGAAGAACAGCGUCCACAUUUUGCUGGCCACCCUGUAGCUGUUGGGGACCCGCAUGGACAAAGUCCCAUGGAGGGGAAAGUGGGCGAGGAUGAAGAGCUACCACUGGAAGAGGAGUUGGUGGCACAGGAGCACAAGGCUGAUGAUGACAACACUGACCAUGAUUACCAAUCAUUAAUGAGAAAAUCCCUACCAACUAUCGCAGAAGCAUCAAAUGUGGAUUUACAUACUCCAGAUGAUAAGAAUGAGCAAAUACCUCAAAUGAAUGAGACUUGGUUUCCUUGUUCAACAUGCCAGGAACUAGUUAAUCUGUGUUCACUUAGGAACCACAAACAAUGCCACCGAGCUAAUAAAGUACUGGGCUGUAAGCCAGAGGACAAUCCAUCAAAUCUUCAUAUCCUCACAGUCCAAAAGGAGAAAAUGGUAUCUCGGAUUGGAAGCUCUUCAGAAUAUAAAUAUCGAGAACACCAGAAGAUUAAUCAAUCCUACGAAACACUAAAAGGAAAUCUGCUUUCUAUAGCACCAUAUAAUUGCAGAACAUGCAUGCCCUUUGAAGCUAGUUGCCAUGUUUAUGACAUGGGAGGAGACAGUAGCUUAAUAAAAUCUAUAGUAAUCUGUUCUGAUAAAAAUACUUCCUGGCAAAGUUGCAUGGAAGACUCAUUUACAGUUCAUAAUAACUAUGGGCAAAGGCCAAACACAUGUUUUGCUGGUAUAUUUGAUGGGUAUCACGGGAAUGUGGCAGCAAUCACUACAGCCACAGAGUUUCCUAUUUUACUGCUGGAUCAUAUUUCAGCCAUGGAUCCAUCUUACAAGUUGAAUGAAGAAGAAAAGCUCUUUAUCGGAUCCUUUGAUACUGUUUUUAAGGACAAUUAUAAAGAAACGGAGCAUAUUUUCUCCAUAGGGAACGAGAAAGAAACCAGAGAACCAGGUGUUGAAGGUAUACAGCUCGCCUAUGCUAAAGCUUUUUGGCGCAUGGAGAGACUAUUGAAGUUAGGAAGAGCAGAGAGUUCAAAGUCAAGAUGGAGUGGAUGUUCUGCCGUGACCUGUCUCUUAGAUGGAUUUAACAUAAUGGACCCCCAGAUGUCAACAGUUAAAGAUAAAAAAAGGCUUGGCAUGCUCCAUGUAGCAAAUAUUGGAAACAUUAAGGCGGUCUUAUGUAAAAAUGGGAAGAGUCACUGUCUUACUAGAGACCACAGUCCAGCAAAUGGUGAAGAAAGAAAACGAGUCUUGGAAUCUGGAGGAUCAGUUAGUUCUAAUGAAAGCUGUGGAUUAAUUGAAGGAUUCAGUAGAGUUACAAGGGGACUUGGUUUCCAUGGCGACCCCCAACUUAAGAAUUCAGUUAUCCCGGCCCCCUAUACCAUAUCCAUUCCAAUAUAUAACUCAUGCCAGUUCCUCAUCCUUGCCUCCAGUGGCUUGUGGGACGUUCUGAACAGCAGGGAAGUUGUAGCAAUGGCCCAGGAUCUAUUGACAACUUUCUUAAUGUACCCACAAGAUAGAAAUCGGGGCAGUAUACGAAUGGAGGAGGACUUUCCGUCAGAUGUCACACAAUAUGAUGAUCCCGAAACACCUGAAGAUCUCCAUGCUACUAGUGCGAAAGCUAAUUUUCUAGGUAACAGUUCAGAUAGAGCGGCAAAGGCAAAUAAUACAAGUCAGCUGUAUGAUACGGCAGCAGCUAGUGUUUGCAGGCAGAUAGUAAAGGCAGCGAUGUUGGCAGGAUCUCAACAAAACAUCACUGUGUGCCUCAUUCUUCUGCCCGGGUGUGAAAAGGCUACCAGUCCAGAGAAGUCGUCCAGUUGA